GUCCCGCCCUCCGUCCCGCGGGCUCCUGCGGGUGACGUCUAAAAUCCGCGACGCUUUGGGGGAGCUGACCGCUGGGGUCCCGCUGACUGGCGGAGUCCCGAGCGGCAUGGCCUCUGCCGGGGUGGCCGCCGGGCGGCAGGCCGAGGACGCGUUACCGCCGCCGGCCGAGCCGCCGCUGCCCGAGACAAAGCCGCUGCCGCCUUCGCAGCCGCCGCCUCCGGUCGCCGCGCCUCAGCCGCAGCAGUCCCCGGCGCCGAGGCCUCAGUCACCUGCCGGCGUGAAGGAGGAGGAGAAUUACUCCUUUUUACCUUUGGUUCACAACAUCAUCAAAUGUAUGGACAAGGACAGCCCAGACAUCCACCAGGACCUGAACGCCCUCAAAACCAAGUUCCAGGAGAUGCGGAAGGUCAUCAGCACCAUGCCCGGCAUCCACCUGAGUCCCGAGCAGCAGCAGCAGCAGCUGCAGAGCCUCCGAGAGCAAGUCAGGACCAAGAACGAACUUCUGCAGAAGUACAAGAGCCUCUGCAUGUUUGAGAUUCCCAAGGAGUAGAUGAGGCUGGCUUCCUGGAAUGCCCGAGAAAGCAGUGGGCAGGCACAGGGCCCUACUGUCUUCCCCACCACCGCCUUGGGGCGUAGCUCUUUUGGACUCUAGCUGGAAAACUCUGUAAUAGAGAGGCAGGGGAAGGCCUGGUGUCACUGCUGCGGUAGCUGAACUUGGCAUUGACUAGUGUGAGGAGCCAGUGCGCAAGCUUGGCUGUGUUGGGCCUCCUUGUAGAGUGUAUAGCCUCAUGUGGAGAUGCGUAAUAACUCGAGUGCCUGCUGGUGGAAGGAAGACUGCUCCUGGAGGCUGGCCAGUGGGUAGAGGAUUCUACCCUGGCCUCUGGGGAGGGGCCAUCCGCCGUGAGUUCAGGACUCCGCGGGCAGGUCUGUGGGGUGCAGCAGGCAAGGAGGUGGCCCCUCUUUGCUUCCUCCCUCCCUCCUCUCCCACCGUGGGUAUGCGCAGUAUGCCAGGGACACGCUGUUCUGUUCACAGCAGUGUCACGAAACGUUUGCCUCGAAUUCACCGGAGAAACGGGGGCUGUGCUCCUACAGCGCAGGUUUAAAGCGGUAGAAGAACCCGUGACACAUGACUGCUGUGUUGAGAGACAGCAGGGCGACUUCCUCCCUCGUCCCGCCCCCCCUCCCCCCGGAAUAGCUUGUUUCCUUUUAUGUUUGAGCCAGUGAAUGUAACUGUCUUUGGAGGUGUGGACCCAGAGCCCUGCCUGCCAGGCAGCCCCCGUCUCCAGGUUCUCUGCCACCUACGUGUUGUUACUUUUAGCUCCCUUUGUCUCCUGUCCCCUUCGGUCAUUUCAUGCUCCAGAAGGAUCAGACCACUUCAGAGCCCACAGUGGGACCCACAGGGCCGGAGGGUAGUGUCGUUUCCACACAGGCUCACAGGGCUCCGGGUGAGCGGGCCUUGCCUCUUCCAGCAUUUCGGAUUCCUGUGGCCCUGGUUUAAAAUCUCAGUCCCCCACCCCACCCCCGCCCCCGCCUGCUCCCUGCAGAGGCAGCCAUGUGUUCGCUGCACCGCAGACAGAGGCAGUCACGAUGGGCUCUUUGUCCAGAGAAGGGCAGCUCUGAGGGACGGCUCUGAUCACCCCUCAGCCCGGUGUGAGGGGUGUGUGCUGGAUUGUUCUCAAGGAGCGGUGAUGGCCUACACCUGGAAGCUGUACAGCCUGGUUCUGCUUCCAAAUGUUCAUAACACCCCUCAUGUGUACCAGGUGGGACCCCGUUUGUGGCUUCUUCCCUUGACUGUCAGAGAUGAGGGGAGACGUAGGUCUAGAAAUGGGCACAUAACCCGUGCCGACCAAGUCGGGCUUCACAGACGCCUGCCGAUGGCCUCGGUGGCGGGGAUAGUGGUCGAGGACAUUUUUAGCAGCAGCUCCAUUUGUGUUGUGUGUGAAGGGGGUCAGGUUUCAGUGGCUUUGGGCAGAAGAGCAGGCUCUGAAAUGAAGCGGGCAGUAGUCACCUAUUAGACCAGUUCCCCCUGGAGACUGUAUUUAACUGAAUCAGUUAUUUCCGCGAGAUCUCAGAGCAGCGUAUGGGCCAGUUUUAAGGCUCUGACCACAUAUCAUGAAGCACGAAGCACAUGGAACAAGACCACCGGGCCCUCGUGCCAGGCGGAGACAGACAAGGGCUUUUCAGGGGCAGACACAGAACCUUUCCUGUAUUCCAGGGGUUUGACUUGGGACAUUUUUCAAGAGUAUAAUUAAAAGAACUUGUAUUCUGCUCUCAGGA
Messenger RNA from Hyaena hyaena (striped hyena), 2277 nucleotides. It is a transcript of the gene MED9, whose product is annotated as mediator complex subunit 9. Lineage: Eukaryota; Metazoa; Chordata; Mammalia; Carnivora; Hyaenidae. The record is from RefSeq and is a predicted model, not a curated record. The transcript has 2 exons. Bases 107 to 550 code for a protein of 147 amino acids. Gene Ontology annotation, biological process: regulation of transcription by RNA polymerase II. Gene Ontology annotation, cellular component: mediator complex. Gene Ontology annotation, molecular function: transcription coregulator activity.